This is a messenger RNA of Sorghum bicolor (sorghum), 2121 nucleotides long. RefSeq names its product zinc finger protein VAR3, chloroplastic. Bases 112 to 1782 code for a protein of 556 amino acids. Gene Ontology annotation, molecular function: mRNA binding. The record is from RefSeq and is a predicted model, not a curated record. Gene Ontology annotation, cellular component: cytoplasm. Lineage: Eukaryota; Viridiplantae; Streptophyta; Magnoliopsida; Poales; Poaceae. The transcript is spliced from 6 exons.
CGAUCAGUAAGCCACAGAGUCUCAAAACCUCUUAAACCCUAAUCCUCUCCAUCCAUUCCCCUGCCCCCUACAUGUUCGCCUGACCUUCACGGCCGCCGCUUCUCGUCCGCCAUGACUGCCUCCUCCUCCAGGCUCCUAAAGCUCACUCUGAGCUCCUAUUUCCUCCGCUCCUGCCGCAUCGCUUCCAGCUCCCUACUCCCCACCACCUUCCGCGGCCACCCGGGGCCGCUCCACUCCCUCCGCUUCUGCUCCGCGGUCCCCGCGGUUGUCGAUGUCGCCGCCGACCCUGCCGUGGCGGCUGUAUCCGCCGGCCACCCGUGGCCGGAGUGGGGCGACUUCCUCGAUAAGCUGCGGGCCAAGGGGUACUUCGAGCAAGGCGUGCCCUCCUCCGGCGUGAGUUCUGGCGAGGGAGCCGCCGGAGUUAGGGAUGCUGCGGUUGCAGCUGCAUCUGAGGACGCAGCAGCGGCUGCUUCCGGUAACACUGUGGUGGCUGCGGUGGAUAGCGCGGUGUCCUUGGAAGACAUUUAUCGUUUCAGGGACGAGAACAGGGUGAAGAAUGCUUGCCUCAAAUUUGCGCGCGAUCGCUUCGAUCUCCUCAGCUCGCUUCCGAAGCAGGAUAUUCAAGCUAUUGUCAAGUGUGGCUGUCCUAAUAAAAAUCGGAAGCCCGUCAAUUCUGCAAAAAGGUUGAGAGAGUUUGUGCAGGUCAAAGAAGAAGAUGCAUGCAGCAUUUGCAAAUUUCGUGAAUCCUGUGAUAAAGCUUUUAUCACUCCAGAUGCCGAGGCUGAAGUUAAGACUGUUGAUGUUGUUCGCAUACUGCUAAGUUAUGCAAUGGAUAAAAACCUUUCAGGAGAAAACUCAGUUAUCGAAAGCGUGCAAGAAUCUGCAAAAAAGCUUCUCUCAAAGCUUACUGAACUUAGCGACACAAAAAUCGACGAGUCUCUUCCGAAACCUGCAUCUCAAGCUCCUAGGAAGGCUCAGGGCUCAGAUGGGAAGGGGAGAGAAACGACGGCAGUUGAAAUGAAGAAGGGCGACUGGUUGUGCACUAACUGUAACUUCUUAAAUUUUGCUCGCAAUGUUCGCUGUCGUGAAUGCAAAGCAGAUGGACCAAAGAAGAUAGAAGUAGCCAUGGCUGAAAUGAAAAUGGGCGAUUGGAUCUGCACACAGUGUCAGUUUAUGAACUUCUCUCGCAACAAUAUUUGUUUUAAAUGUGAAGAACCUCGCCCGAAGAGGCAACUCAAUCCUGGAGAGUGGGAGUGCCCCUCAUGUGACUAUGUUAACUUCCGACGCAACAUUUUGUGCAAGAAGUGCAAUCAGGACCGGCCUGAGGAUGAUACCCAGGAUAGUCAGCUGGGAUUGAGAAAAACGAGAGGGGCUGGCAAGAGUAGAAGAUUCGACUAUAUUGAUCAGAAGAGUGACAAUGAUUAUGAUGCCUCUCCCUAUGAAGGGUUCCGCAAGCGUGGGGCAAGCAUGAGGAAACCGGACCAGAGAAGAACCACUGCCAGGAGCAGAGGCUUUGACGAUCUGGAGGAUGAUUACAAUGCCUCUCCCUAUGAAGGGUUCCGCAAGCGUGGGGCAAGCAUGAGGAAACCGGACCAGAGAAGAACCACUGCCAAGAGCAGUGGCUUUGACGAUCUGGAGGAUGGUCUCCUUACUGCCAAGAGUAGAAGGGCUAAGGAAGACGAGGAUGACGAAGUCUUGCCGUACGAAGGUGUGCGCAAGCAUGUUGUGAGCAGAAGGGCAACGCCUUCUCAGAGGAGGUUCACGGCUGCCCGUAACCAGUAAUAAUACCCGAACUUGGAGCUUUGAUGACUCCGUUCUGUAACAUAUUUCACGGUUGCAUACUUGGUUGAGCAACCAUAAUUUCAUUAUUCAGGCCAUUACCAUAACAAUUGGAUAUAUCUUUCUCAGAAGUAUGACAUUUGUAAUCUAGAAAGAAUUUUGACAGCGUCGCUCGCUCUGCUGUGGUGCAGAUGAGGGACACAAGCAUGUUCGAUUUGUAGUGUUAUUAUACAGAUUAUUAGGGAAACCACAUUGAUACAACUAGCUUUUUACAAGGAUUUGUUUGUCGUCACUUCUGUGUGACGAGAUAUAUGAUGAUCAUGUUGAACUUGUUUUGCUUUA